AUGGAGAGUGAAUUGGGAACGACAGCUGAGGUUCCCGUUUUGGAGGAGGAUGCAAACUCUGCUGCUUCUUCUUCGCAGGAUCCUGGGAGGGAUGAUGGAUUGCACGAUAGUGCGCAGGAGGAUGUGUCUGUGAUGGACGAUGAUACUUCCGGCGAAGAUGACGAAGAAGAGGACGAUGAUGAUGAUGAUGAUGAGCGGGAUGACCACGUUUCGAAGAAAAUGAAAGUGGGUUUGUCCAAAGUGGGGAGCCCUUCUGGAUCCUCAAACAAUGACGAUAACAACAACGACGAGGACAAAAAGAACAAUAAAAAUAAUAAUGACGGUGCAGUAGCGGCGAUGGAGACUGCUGUUGGAGAUGUUCCAUCUGCGACGGCGUCGCCGACUCCCUCAGUAGUAAUGAACGGUGCCGCGGACGAGAAACAGGAGAAGGACUCUAAGUCAGCCGCGGGGAAGAAAGUGCCCCUGCACCUUCUUGAGAAGAGAAGACUGGGCAGGAUUAAAGCUGCAGAAGAGUUUGCCAAGAAACUGAAACAGAUCGGGAUUGAGAAAGUCGACUCCACAACGCUCCCAAGUACGGGUGGGCUCAAACCGUUGAUCGUUAUCAAUCAGAAAAACUACUCUUCGGACUACAUACGGAAGGACGAUCAGAUAUUUGCUUUGAGAGAGAGGAAGUUUCUGAGAAGCGCGGGUACAUCCAACACCACUACUACUACCACUAAUAAUGGUAGCAACACUAACGGUGUUGGUUCCGCGAGUCAUACCCCGGAGGUUGCAACGAGCACAAUUCCAAACGAGUUUACUCUGAAAAGUGACGAUAUCGACUUUACAGACGCGACAACAACCAUUGUCAUUCAGCCUGGGUCCGAGUCCAUCAAGAUAGGGUUUGCGACAGACGAGACCCCGCUCGUGAUACCGAACUGCGUGGCCGUACCGCACUCGGGGGAGACACCAAUAGGCAACGCGGCAAAUCUGACUCGCGACCAACCGGACCAGUUUCUGCAAUUCAAGGAGGAACUACAGACGAGCUUCAAGGAGAGAAUGAGACAUUACAAGAGGAGAGUGCAACUAAGCAGCUACGACCAAGUAAAUACUUUCAAUGAAACGACAAAGCCAGAGAUUAUAGAGGACCAAAACGAUCCCGCAAAGAUAGCAUGGAGAGGUCAACCGGACCCACAGGAGGGGAAAACCAUCUACGUCGGGGACGAGGCUUUGCUCUGUUUGAGGGAGCACUACAUGCAUAGGAGACCAUUUGGCUGCUCUGAGGGGAAAUACCUGUUCAACCUUGACGAAAAACGGUACACAAGUCUCGCCGCCUUGCUGUGCGACGUGUCGCGGUUACUGGAACACGCAAUUGAUAAACUCUUGAAGAAGAGAGACAAGGACACAGAAAAAGACAUUAAGUACAAAGCCGUGCUCGUCAUCCCGGACUUGUUUGAAAAAAGCCACGUAGAGACGAUGAUUAGAUUGCUGCUUUCAGAAUUACCUUUCAAUGCCGUAGCUAUCGUUCAAGAAUCAUUGGCCACUUGCUACGGGUCCGGUAUCAGUACUUCCACUUGUGUCGUAAAUGUUGGCGCCACUGGUACCAAAGUUGCAUGUGUUGACGAAGGUAUCGUGGUGGAAAACAGCAUCAUUAAUUUAAACUACGGUGGUGACGAUAUCUCUAAACUGUUUGCAGUACUGUUACUAAUGAGCAAUUUCCCAUACCAGGAAUGGGAUAUCGACUCAAUUCCAGGACGGAUGAUUGCUGAACAUUUGAAGAAGGAAUGCCUCACGUUUCAGGACGCAGAUAUCACCACGCAACUGUUCAACUUUAUAAAAAGAGUCCCGGGACUUCCCACGGAAAAAAUCGAGUUUAAAACAUUUGAUGAGGUGAUUCUAGCCCCACUGGCUCUGUUCUACCCAAAGAUCUUUAGUCUCUUGAAGCCAAACAAGGGAAAGAACCUAACUAACCCAAAGCUGAAGUACCAGCUCCCGGAUUCCAGAGAUUUAUUCACAAAUAAAGCGAACAACUGGAAAUCGUUGUCCGAAAUGGACUGUGCCACCAAUACCCUGUACUCCGAUAUGGUACAGGAGAGCGUGCUACUUGAUAACUUGCUCGGUAUAAAUUCGAGAAGGGAAGGCCCGCCCAAGGACAGCGGCGUUGGUUCGGAAACCACCGAACUCAACCUGACCGCACUGGAUAAAUCUGUCAUACAAAGCAUUACAAAUGCAACCCUUUCUCUAGAACCAGGUAAAAUGGCAUCCUUCUACUCGAAUAUACUAAUCGUUGGGGGAUCGUCGAACAUACCAGGGUUUGACACUAUUUUAAAGGACAGAAUCAAUAUGUGGAGACCAAAGCUUAUAGCGCUGGCGUCGUUCCCAAAUUUUUACAACGAGCUGGUAAAGGAGAUUAAGGACCUUGAGACCAGCGCUAAGACUUCGUCCGCGGCGAUAGUCACCGGAGGUACUGCAACUGCUACCCCAGCGCCCGUUCUGAACGAUGACGAUGCUCCCAAAGAAGUCCCCGAGGUCAAAGAAACUUCCUCGGAUGCGAAGGAGUAUGAGUUAAAUGAGAAGAUUCAGAAAUUGAUUGAGGAGAGGCUCGAGAAGUACCUGAGCGCUAUCGAAAGACAAAAUGGUAACGAACAUUUCAUGCCUGUCUCGGUAACACCGGCACCACACAACAUGAACCCGUCAUUGCUACCUUGGAGGGGUGCUGGUGUCUUGGCACAGAUCAAGUUGAUAGAGGAGCUGUUUGUCACCAACAUAGACUGGGAUGUCCAUGGGAGCAGGGUACUGCAGCACAAGUGUAUAUUCACCUACUGA
Messenger RNA from Huiozyma naganishii CBS 8797, 2805 nucleotides. RefSeq names its product Arp8p (gene ARP8). The record is from RefSeq and is a predicted model, not a curated record. The transcript has a single exon. Gene Ontology annotation, cellular component: Ino80 complex. The coding region runs from base 1 to 2805 and encodes 934 amino acids. NCBI's taxonomy places the organism in Eukaryota, Fungi, Ascomycota, Saccharomycetes, Saccharomycetales, Saccharomycetaceae. Gene Ontology annotation, biological process: double-strand break repair; regulation of DNA-templated transcription.